AUGUUGAUGAGCUGCCCUCAUCAUCAAUCUAAUGAGGUGUUGGUCCAUACCUUCAUUGAAAGAUUGGAGCCUAACACCAAGAUUCUACUUGAUUCAACUGCAGGUGGUCAGGCUUUGGAGAAGACAUAUGCUGAACUAUUCACCUUGCUGAACAGGAUCUCUCAGGGCAACCUUGAAUGGAAUAAGGGAGGAAUAAAACAUGUGAUUCAGAAAACGACAGGUAUGUUAGAGGUAGAUGUUGUGACUGCCUUAACUGUACAAAUUGCUACUAUGCAGAAUAUGAGGAACACUCACUUCAACAAUCUAGCAUUGGGACAACAACCCGCACAGGUAAAUGUUGUUCAACAAUCACCAUCUUGGUGUGAGAUAUACAGAGGUGGUGAUCAUAGUGUAGAGUUAGCUCCUAAGAAAAGAAACAUUGAUCCUGUGAAUAAAGAGAGUGAACCCAAGGAGGGAGAAAUUGUUGCACAAAAAGAAAGAGUGCAACCAAUUGUGAAACCACCUCCCCCAUUCCCUCAAAAGUUCAAGAAGCAGAAGAAGGAUGAAUGUUUUGGUAAGUUCCUCUCUCUUUUGAAACAAGUUCACAUUAACUUGCUAUUGGUAGAUGUUUUGCAGGGUAUACCCAGGUAUACGAAAUACGUGAAGGAGAUUGUGGCGAAUAAAAUGAGGCUGAUAGAGUAUGAGACUGUUGCACUUACUGAAGAGUGCAGCUCCAGAAUCCAAAAUAAAUUACCCACUAAAUUAAAAGAUCCGGGUAGCUUUACGGUUCAAAUCACUAUAGGGCAGAGCAUUUAUGCGCGAGGAUUGUGUGAUCUAGGAGCUAGUAUAAAUUUGAUGCCGACUUCUUUGCACAAAAAGCUGGGGUUGGGUAGUCCUAAACCUACUACCAUUAUCUUACAGUUGGCUGAUAGAUCUGUAGUUAGGCCUAAGGGUAUUGUAGAGGAUGUGCUAGUGCAAGUGGGAUCAUUGAUUUUCCAGUAG
Messenger RNA from Solanum verrucosum, 981 nucleotides. RefSeq lists its product as uncharacterized. The record is from RefSeq and is a predicted model, not a curated record. Lineage: Eukaryota; Viridiplantae; Streptophyta; Magnoliopsida; Solanales; Solanaceae. The transcript is spliced from 2 exons. The coding region runs from base 1 to 981 and encodes 326 amino acids.